GAGAACUAGCUUGCUGUGAAUGUUGCUCUCUGACAAGGAUAUGAUGAAUUCGGUUCUUAUUGUGUAGCUAAGUUAGACGAUUUUGAGCACUGUUACCUUACCUCAGUUCUCUGAGACUUCAUCUAAAGUCAGCAUAUGUUGUCAUACAAGUGCUGGAAAUUGUGAAGCUAAGUAAUUGCUAUUUGUAUGAGGUACAUCGGGUUCACCGGCUCAUAGUUGAACUGCAGUCACAUUACAAAAUAGCUAAAUAAUCUAAAUGGCAAAUCCAGCUCAUGUAUCAAAGGUACGAUCAUUAUACAAGAGGAUCCUUAUAUUGCAUCGGUUUCUGCCUAUAGACUUGAGGGCACUCGGGGAUCAGUACGUGAAAGAUGAAUUCAGAAGGCACAAAGCUGCGUCUGAAGCAGAGGGUAAAUGCUUCAUGAAGGAAUGGGAGAAUUACAAAGACACGCUACAGACUCAGGUGCUGGAGUCGUUAGGAGACAAGACGAAGAAGGCUGACUUCGGGUCCGUGUUGCCUGAGGAGAAACUCAAACACUUCCAGGACGAGCAGAUCGGUCAGCUUUACGAGCUCAUGCUGGAGUCCACCAAACCCAACCGCCAAUUUGACAUCCAAGAGGAUGGCGUUCAGAAAUGAAGGGCUGAGGUGCCCACACAGAGAGAGAGAGAGAAAAAGAGGUUGAGGAGGAGAAGAGGCUCUCUAUAGGGGACCCUGUAUAGAACCUCUCUGUGUUUCACUGGGACAUAUCUUGACAUUAAAUACUACAUUCUGCAGAAUAAGUAAUUGUA
Chanos chanos (milkfish) is the source of this 786-nucleotide messenger RNA. It is a transcript of the gene sdhaf3, whose product is annotated as succinate dehydrogenase complex assembly factor 3. Gene Ontology annotation, biological process: mitochondrial respiratory chain complex II assembly; succinate metabolic process. The record is from RefSeq and is a predicted model, not a curated record. NCBI's taxonomy places the organism in Eukaryota, Metazoa, Chordata, Actinopteri, Gonorynchiformes, Chanidae. Bases 257 to 634 code for a protein of 125 amino acids. Gene Ontology annotation, cellular component: mitochondrial intermembrane space; mitochondrion. The transcript is spliced from 2 exons.